Molecule: messenger RNA, 2727 nt
Organism: Micromonas commoda
Lineage: Eukaryota; Viridiplantae; Chlorophyta; Mamiellophyceae; Mamiellales; Mamiellaceae
Exons: 2
Coding region: 1-2727 (908 amino acids)
Molecular function (GO): protein binding
Source: RefSeq, a predicted model, not a curated record
AUGGGGCGCCGCCGCAACGCGAUCAGCAGCGAAGAUUCGGACGACGAUCGUCCCGAUGAAGCGUCCGCAUCGAACCCGGGAGCGAACCCCCAGUCCGCGAGCAAGGGGAAGAAGUGGACCCCCGGCAUGAGCGGCAAGGAGCAGAAGGCUCGCGCGAAGGAGCAGCGGUUCGAGCAGCACCGACGCAAGGCGGAGAGGGAGCGGCGCAACGAGCAGAAGAGGGCGUCGAGAGAACAGCGCGAGGAACACGGCGCGGUGCACGCGGAGACGACGACCGCCCCGUCGAAACCCGUCGGCAGGCCGGGCGGGAACGUCGCUCGCCUCGACCCGUCGCAGAUCCGCCGAGAGCUCAAGCGACUGUUCGGACGCAUCGAGCACGGAGGGGGCGUCUCGCCGUCGUCGGGGCGCGCGGUCGAAGUCGGGGACGUCGUCGUGGUCCUCAUCGAGCCCGAGAUCGUGGCGCAGCGCAAGAGCGGCGCGGAAGCGUGGAGCCAGAGGCUGAACAAGCGCGGCGAGAAGGAGUUUGGGCUCUGCGACUUUCUCGCCCUCGGCGCCGCGCCCGGCUCCCCGGCGGCGUACUCGUACCCGUCGUCCCCGGGAGGGGCUGGCGCGAACGCCGGCUGGGGCGGACGCGUGGAGAGCGCCGGAGCCGCCGGAGCCGGCGAGCCGCCGUACCACACCGUGCGCCGCGUCGUCGCGCGGUGGGAGGACUCGCCGGAGGAGAUCCUGUGGGACGAUCACCGCCCCGGCGACGGCGACGGGGGCGGCGGACGCGGGUUCAGCGCGCCGGGGCAGGAACACCACGGGCCCGGCGGCGACGGCGACCGUCGCGCGCACCCGACGACGGCGGACCGGGAACCGUGCGCGACGCCAUCCGUCGACGCGCUCGCGCUCAUCCCGCUCGAGUGCUGGGAGAGGGUGAUGCGCGAGCUCGACGCCCGCGGGGUGUGCGCGCUCGGCGCGACGUGCGUCGGGCUGGCCGUCCUCGCGCGCACUCCCGGGGUGCGGCGGGAUCAGCACGUCAAGCUGUUCGGACGGCCCGCGCCGCCGGUGGACCCGUGCGCGGUUCGAACGGCGGCGGGGGGCGGCGGCGGUCGGGGGGGGAUCCCCGGGGCGCCGCCGACGCCGGCGGCGCUCGAGGAGCUCUCGGCGAGGAGGGGUUGGGCGGCGACGUGCGCGUCGACGAUCGCGGCCGGGGCGUGGAUCCCGAGGCCGCGGACCGACGAGCGUAGCGACGACGACGACGACGAGGACGACGACGACGCCGGGGACGACGGGGACGCCGCGGGCGGCGGGGGCGAGUUCGAGUUUGACGGCGACGACGACGACUUUGCGGCCGCGGGCGGCGGGGGUGUCGCCGAGAAGGGGAAGGGGCGGUGCACGACGCCCCGUCCCGCCGCGAGGCACGUCUGCGUCGGGCCCAAGUGCGCCAAGUUCAUGCUCGCCGACGGCGCCACCGCGGCGUCGUGCGACGGGGACAAGAUCAAGCUCUGGUUCCACGGCGGCGACGGGGCGACGGAAGCCGGGAAGCGCAUCGCGACCCUCCCGAACCCUGCGGGGACGCAGCCAAACUCGUGGUCGUCGCUCGCGUGGGGCCACGGCGUCUUCGCCGCCGGGUCUCGGGACGGGCUGGUCACGGUGUGGGACGCCGACACUACGCAGGUGAGCGUCCGCGACGGGCACAAGCUCGCGCGUCACGAGGGGUACCGCGACGCCGUCGGCCACGACUAUUGCCCGGCGUCCGCGCUCGCCGUGCUCCCGGGGGGCGAAUACGUCGCCGCCGCCGGGUACGGAAGCGGGGUCGUCUCCCUCAUCGGCGUCGCCGACGAGACCUUUCACAACUUGAAUCUCUCGGUGGACGUGAAUAGCUACCUCGAACAACAGGAGGCGGAUCCGGAUCACGCGCACGCCCCCGAGGCGAUCGGCUCCAUCGCGGUGCACGGAGUGGACAAGGCGUACGGGACCGGGAGGAGCGCCGCCGGCUGGAAGCUGUGGGCGGCCACCACGGGCGGGAGGCUCGUCGCGAUCGACACGGACCGACUCGAGUGCGUGGAGCAGAUUCGAUUCCCGGUUUCCACGUGGCCGCUGCGGAAGUUCGAGCUGGCGUCCCGCGGCCAGGUCCUGGCGGCGGCGUUCGGCGGCCGAGCGCUCCUGUGGGACACUCGGUGCGCGUCCGCCGCGAGGUCCUCGCCCGUCGCCUCCGUCGGCGGCGGCGGCGGCAAGGGAGGCGAGGACGACUUCUUCUUUUGGGACGACGACGCUAAACCGCGCUCGGUCGUCGCGAUGGACGACUGGUCCGCGUGGCUCGCGCACGAGGGAUGCGAAGGCGUCGCGCUCUACGACGUGCGCAUGGCCGUGGGCCCGCCGCGUCUGUGCCAGGAGCGUUGGCUCGCGCCCGGGUCGUCGAGGCGCGAUUUUUCCAUCCCCGUCGCCGAGUACGUCGCCGGUUCUGUCGGGGGUCGAAGCGUCGGGGUCGGGUGCUUCGCGCGGGGUGGGGACGGCGUGCUGGUGGUGGCGUCGUCGCACGAGGACGCCGGGGCGGACGCUCGGUGCUCGGUGUACGACGGCGCGCACCACGGGACGGGCGACGGGGGGGGAGGCGGGGCGGCGGACUGGGAGUACGAGCGCGCCAAGCCGAAGGGGCGAAAGGGAGGGAAGAGGGCGGUGAAGAAGAAGUACCCCAAGCGACAGGGGGGGAAGUUCCGCGCGCGAACGGCUGGGGGGUGA